Trichoplax adhaerens is the source of this 732-nucleotide messenger RNA. RefSeq lists its product as uncharacterized. Gene Ontology annotation, biological process: chromosome segregation. Lineage: Eukaryota; Metazoa; Placozoa; Uniplacotomia; Trichoplacea; Trichoplacidae. The transcript has 6 exons. Bases 1 to 732 code for a protein of 243 amino acids. The record is from RefSeq and is a predicted model, not a curated record. Gene Ontology annotation, cellular component: Ndc80 complex.
AUGGAGAACGCAACAUUUCAAGGAAUUCAAGCCUCUCAGUUAGAAUAUCACCUGAAUCUUGUUAAAGAGAAGUAUAGGAAUGAAUUCUUGACUCCAUUGAAUGAAAAUUUGGAAAAUUCACUUGAAGAAGCGGAUUGCCAGUUAGAAAAUUAUAAAAGUCUGGCUAGCGAUUAUAAUGAAAUCAUAAAUGAUGCUAGGCGUGAAAAUCUCCGUCGUCAACGAGAAAUAAAGAAACAAGGUCGCAACAAAAUUACUCAUUUAAAUUCAAAAAUUUACCAAGAAGAAUCAAAUUUGCAACAAGUUGAAGUCAAAAAUGAACAAAUACAAAUGCGCUUAAAGCAAGUCCCUACAGAAAUACAGGAAGAAAAAGAACAGAUUUCAUCCGUGCGCGAGGCAGCAAAGAUUACUAAUGUCGAAUUUUAUGCAAAAGCUGUAAAAAUGUUUCAAGAGCGACUAGGUCUAAAGAUUGAAAAGACGAAAGAUAAGAAAAUGAAGUUCAUCUAUACUAGAAUAGAUCCCAACGAUGAUCAGAAAGAAUUUUGCGUUAGUUUUGGAAUUGACAGCCUUAGUAAGCAAUACUAUGUGGUUGAAAGUGUGCCAAGCGUUUCUGGACUGCAGUCGCUCAUCGAUCAAAUUAAUCGUUCUGGAAAUUUAAGAAUCUUCGUUAAAGGCGUGCGAAGUUUGUUUCAAGAAUAUGUAAAUAAUCCGGUAGAUAGACCACAACAAUUGUAA